GAGUAGUACAUGUAGAUGGUUUUUUUCUCCACAGAGAAAUGUUCAGGGUUGUGGGUGGACCCAAAGAAGCGUGUUAGAUGGGUGAGUUCGCUCGCACACUUGAAUCGGAGGGACUGCAGAAGACGCACACAAGCACGCAAUCGACCAACCAUGGCGGCUUCUGAUCCCAACAAGUUGCUCGCCAAAGCUGAUAAGCUAACAACACUCAGUCUCACGAGGUGGAGUGCGGAUUGGAAAAGUGCUACUGCUCUAUAUGAGCAGGCAGCUAAUGGGUUUCGAGUUGCCAGGAACCAUGAGAAAGCCAAAAUAGCAUAUGAGAAAGCUUCAAAAGGACAAGAGAUGCUUUCAUCACCUUGGGAUGCGGCUAAGCACAUGGAAUCUGCCGCAGCUUUGGCAAAGGAUCUAAGUAAUUGGCAGGAAGUUGGGGACUUCUAUCGAAAGGCAUCUGAAUUGUACAUGGAGUGUGGGAGACCACAACCUGCAUCAGAUGCCCUUGCAAAGGCAGCCCGUGCUUUGGAAGAUAGCAUGCCUGAAGAAGCAAUUCAGCUAUAUACAGAUGCUUGUACAGCUCUUGAAGACGAUGGAAGAGAACAAAUGGCCUUUGACCUAUAUCGUGCUGCUGCUAAUGUUUAUAUAAAACUUCAAAAAUAUACAGAUGCAGCAUCUUUCAUGUUGAGAUUGGGCUUGGCAGCUGACAAGUGUAAUGCUACCAAUAGCCAGAGCAAGGCAUAUCUCAGUGCAAUUGUUAUCUACCUUUAUGCUGAUGACUUUAAGCAAGCUGAGAAGUGCUAUAAUGACUGUUCUCAGGUUGAUGCCUUUCUCAGAAGUGACCAGAAUCGUUGUGCUAGCAAGCUACUUGCUGCCUACACAGAUGGAGAUGUUGAAGAAAUCAAACGUAUUGCUCAGUCGAGUGGUAUUUCACAUCUUGACCAUGUGAUCAUUAGGCUUGCGAGGAAACUUCCAACCGGUGAUGUGAAUGCAUUAAAGGCUAAGAAUGCUNCUGAAGAAGAUGACCUUGAUGAAGACGACCUGACUUAAACUCUGGUUGUGUUCUUAUAUGUGUUUAUUUUAUAGGAGUGUUGAUGAACCCAUUUCAAUUUGAGGAGUAAAUUGAAUUGAUCAGUAUAUAUUGGUUUUUGUAUAAAAAUGUUUUGUAUAAUUGCGUGUAAUGCAGUGCAGGUAAUAAGAGGAGAGCUAAUUUUUUUUUUCACAA
Molecule: messenger RNA, 1213 nt
Organism: Vigna radiata var. radiata (mung bean)
Lineage: Eukaryota; Viridiplantae; Streptophyta; Magnoliopsida; Fabales; Fabaceae
Product: gamma-soluble NSF attachment protein
Exons: 10
Coding region: 16-1038 (340 amino acids)
Biological process (GO): intracellular protein transport
Cellular component (GO): SNARE complex; vacuolar membrane
Molecular function (GO): soluble NSF attachment protein activity; syntaxin binding
Source: RefSeq, a predicted model, not a curated record